Staurois parvus is the source of this 528-nucleotide messenger RNA. The record is from the annotation of a GenBank genome assembly. NCBI's taxonomy places the organism in Eukaryota, Metazoa, Chordata, Amphibia, Anura, Ranidae.
AUGUUUCGUUAUAUAUUGAACUUUUUACGUACAUCAAAACUCCUCAUCUCUGAUGAUUUUAAAGAUUACACUCUCCUGUAUGAAGAAGCAAAGUACUUCCAGCUUCAGCCGAUGCUGCUGGAGUUAGAGCGAUGGAAGCAGGACAGAGAAGCAGGCCGUUUCUCCAGGCCUUGCGAGUGUCUAGUUGUCAGGGUGGCUCCAGAUCUUGGAGAAAGGAUUACACUGAGUGGAGAAAAAUCUCUAAUAGAGGAAGUUUUUCCUGAAAUUGGUGACGUGAUGUGUAAUUCUGUCAAUGCGGGCUGGAACCAUGACUCCACACAUGUUAUUAGAUUUCCACUCAAUGGAUACUGCCACCUCAACUCUGUUCAGGUGCUGGAAAGGUUGCAGCAGCGAGGAUUUGAGAUUGUGGGUUCCUGCGGUGGAGGGGUUGACUCUUCUCAGUUUAGUGAAUAUGUACUGAGACGAGAACUGAAAAGGACAUCACGUGCACCUUCUGUUAUUCGAAUAAAGCAGGAGCCCUUAGACUGA